AUGCCUCCCUUCCCGAAGUCCAUCGCCGAGGACUCCAAGUCAGUUCUCUGGCGGCUCCAGUCCUUCUCCAUUUGCCAGGAGCAGAAGACCAUUGGUCCUACAGCCCUCUUCCUCGACCGCGCCAACGCUGAGUUUGGCUUCCUCAAAUACACCUCCUCUAGCAUCGUAUCAGUCCUCCGCUUCCCCGAAACCAAUGAGCCAAUAUACUUCGAGGCCAAGAGCGCCCGCGCAGCAGCCUGGCGCGACAAGAGCAAAAAGGUCUCGAUCCUCUUCCAGCACCUUCAAGUCGAUCUGGAGUUUGCGGCACCGGACCAAGCUCGUAGCUUCCUAGAUGUGCUGGAGGAUAUUGCGACGGCGGCUGGCAACCAUUUCUUCUACAGCUAUGAAGUUCCACAAAAGGUCGCAUUCGUCAAGCGCGACUUCGACAUGGAACAGCAGGGCUUCACGAGCCGAGCUCCGCAGCCUUGGAUGGCGGUCCCUGCUGAUUCGUCUGAGUGGCCUCGUCUACGGAAGACGGGUGAAUGGUCAGACUUCACCAUUUUCGCGGGUGGCAGUCAGUUCCGCGUCCAUCGCGUGAAGCUUUGCAAAGAGUCGUACUAUUUCAGGGCGGUAUGCAGCGGUGGCUUCUCUGAGACCGCGAAGCAGUCCAUCGAGCUUCCAGAAUCAGCACAAGUCGUAUCCACACUCCUCGACGAGAUGUACGGUGUCUACAACCCCACAACUGGAUCUAUCUUCACCAACUUCGCGCUUCGUAUGGAGAUCGAGAAGGAACUCAUGAUGAACCAGCUCCUGGACCUUUUCAUCGCUGCGGACAAGGCAACUGCUCUCUACAACCUUGAGAACAUCAAGCGCCGCGCGGCCGAAGCCAUCAUCGACCGCCUCCCCUUCAUAACCGACCCACUCAUGAUCGUCGACCUGGCUACAUGCAUCUACCACGAGCAAUGCCCAGAAAACGACCGCGGACUGCGCAAAGCCAUCAUCGAGUGUGUAAGAAUGAGGAUGCCUGCCAUACUAAAGGAUGAGGGUGCGUGGGAGGAGUUCUCGGAGAACAAGAACGUACUGAGGGCUUUCCAUGUGUCGCAAUGUGAGGCGCGUGAGGGUGAUGGUAUGAUUGCGGGUGGCGGUGGAGGUGGGGUGAUGACGCCGCCUGCUACGCCUAGGUAG
Messenger RNA from Alternaria hordeiaustralica, 1164 nucleotides. RefSeq lists its product as uncharacterized. Bases 1 to 1164 code for a protein of 387 amino acids. Lineage: Eukaryota; Fungi; Ascomycota; Dothideomycetes; Pleosporales; Pleosporaceae. The record is from RefSeq and is a predicted model, not a curated record. Gene Ontology annotation, molecular function: protein binding. The transcript has 3 exons.